Molecule: messenger RNA, 1157 nt
Organism: Impatiens glandulifera
Lineage: Eukaryota; Viridiplantae; Streptophyta; Magnoliopsida; Ericales; Balsaminaceae
Product: protein MEMO1
Exons: 8
Coding region: 80-961 (293 amino acids)
Source: RefSeq, a predicted model, not a curated record
CAGUAAAGAAGGAAAGUUUUAAGCUUUGUUGGAAAGAAGGUGAAAGAAACAAAUCCAUCGAUCUAGGGUUUCUGAUAAUAUGGAGAAGAAGAUCAGAGAAGCAUCGCAUGCAGGUUCCUGGUAUACCGAUAAUCCUGAAAAAUUAGAAGAAGAGCUUGAUGGAUGGCUUAGUGGAUCGGGUAUUACUAAAUCUCGCGAUGUUAGAGGAGUGAUUGCUCCUCAUGCAGGCUAUUCUUAUUCGGGGCGUGCAGCUGCAUUUGCGUUUGGCAAUAUUGAUCCAUCGAGCAUUUCUCGUGUGUUCCUUCUUGGUCCAUCGCAUCAUUAUUACACUCCAAAAUGCGCACUUUCGAAAGCCACUACUUACAAGACUCCCAUCGGAGACCUUACUAUUGACAAUGAAGUUAAUGAAGAGUUGAAAGCGACAGGAAAAUUCGAAAUGAUGGAUCUUAGAGUUGAUGAAGCUGAACAUAGUAUGGAAAUGCAUUUGCCUUACCUUGCUAAAGUCUUUCGCGGGUAUUCAGUUAAAAUCGUACCAAUUCUAGUCGGUUCUCUCAAUGCUGAAAAAGAAGCAAUGUAUGGCCAACUGUUAGCCAAGUAUGUUGACGAUCCAACCAACUUCUUUUCCGUGUCCUCCGAUUUUUGUCACUGGGGCUCUAGGUUUAACUAUAUGCAUCACGACAAAAAACAUGGACCUAUCUACAAGUCAAUUGAAUCAUUGGAUAAGAUGGGCAUGGACAUAAUAGAAACAGGAGAUCCAGACUCGUUUAAGCGAUACCUAUCUGAGUUCAACAACACUAUUUGUGGACGCCACCCGAUAAGCGUUUUCCUCCAUAUGGUGAAGUCGUCAACGGUGAAGAUUAAGAUCAAAUUCCUAAGAUACGAGCAGUCGAGUCAAUGUAAAACGACGAGAGAUAGCAGCGUUAGCUACGCCUCCGCUGCUGCAAAGACUAUUGAUUCUUGAUUUUCUUGGUUACUAGUUUUUUUUAACUUAAAACUUUCUUCAACUUCAAUGUAAUAAUAAAAACUACAACUUGUGUUAAACUUAAUUAUUUUCUAUUGAAAUUUUCAAAUAUGAUUGAAGAAAGAAUAUUGACAAAAGAUUUAUAUAGAUCUAAACAAAGAGUUUAUCUGCAAUUCCAUAUGUUCCUUUUCUAUAA